AUGAUGCCCCCGCGGGGGGCGGCGGGGUCCUGCCGCCGGCGGCGCCUGGCGCCCCUCAACGAGGACAACGGGCGGUUCCUGCUCCUGGCCGCCCUCAUCGCGGCGUACCUGAGCGCCGGCGCCACGGUCUUCUCGGCCCUGGAGAGCCCGUCGGAGGCGGCGGCGCAGCUGCGCUGGAACCGGACCCUCCACAACUUCAGUCGCAUCUUCAACAUCAGCCUGCCGGAGCUGCGCGCUUUCCUGCGGAGCUAUGAGGCGGCCAUGGCCGCGGGCAUCCGCGUCGAUGCCCUACGGCCCCGCUGGGACUUCCCCGGCGCCUUCUACUUCGUGGGCACCGUCGUCUCCACCAUAGGUUUUGGGAUGACCACACCAGCGACAGUGGCCGGAAAAGUUUUCCUCAUUGUUUAUGGCCUUUUUGGGUGUGCUGGGACUAUCCUUUUCUUCAACCUCUUCUUGGAGCGCAUCAUCUCUCUCCUGGCAUUUAUCAUGAAGGCAUGCCAUGAGAGACAGCUGCGAAGAAGUGGUCUCCUACCUCCCAACUUCCGAAGGGGGACAGCUAUGUCGGGGGUGGGCAACCUCGUGGGGUGGAAACCAUCAGUUUACCAUGUGAUGCUGAUUCUGGGAAUCUUUGCUAUUACCCUUUCCUGCUGCGCCUCUGCGAUGUACACAGCGGUGGAAGGAUGGAACUACAUUGACUCCUUGUACUAUUGCUUUGUCACCUUCAGCACCAUUGGCUUUGGAGAUUUGGUAAGCAGCCAAAAUGCUGCAUACCAAAACCAGGGAUUAUACAGAUUUGGAAACUUCAUCUUUAUAUUAAUGGGGGUAUGUUGCAUAUACUCUCUUUUUAAUGUAAUCUCAAUUGUAAUCAAGCAAGUUUUGAACUGGGUGUUGAAAAAAUUCGAGUGCAGAUGUUGCCCAAAGUGCCAUAAAUCAAGUGCCCGCCUGGGACGUCGCAACGCCAUCACCCCAGGAGCCCGCCUACGUCGGCAUAACAUCUCGGUGGACGCUGACGGACAGUACGACAGCGACACCGAGGGGAGGAGGCUCUCUGGAGAGCUGAUCUCCAUGAGGGAGCUCACAGCAUCGAAUAAAGUCUCCCUGGCCAUUUUGCAAAAGCAGUUGUCCGAGACAGCCAACGGCUACCCAAGGAACGUUUGUAUCAAUACGAGACAAAACGGUUUCUCCGGAGGGGUGGGUGCUCUAGCCAUCAUGAACAACCGCUUGGCGGAAACAAGUGAUUCUAGGUAGAGUUUUUGAAAUUCCUUUUGUUUCUUUAAUAAAAAUAAAAUGGUCAUUAGGGUGGAAUUAUCACUACAAACUACUGGAAAGUUUUAAAUUCAGACACAGCCUUGGUAUUAAUUGUGUAUUGGGCAUUUUAGUUUUUGAGGGUUUUAUAAGUCUUCUCUAAUACGCAGUAACAUCUUUAUCGUAAUGUUACGAUUUUUCCCAAAGGGGUUUUUUGGAAGAGACUUGGAUGUCUGAUGCAGAAUCUAAUGCAAUUAUAGAAAAACAGUGUGCAUGG
Molecule: messenger RNA, 1522 nt
Organism: Apus apus (common swift)
Lineage: Eukaryota; Metazoa; Chordata; Aves; Apodiformes; Apodidae
Gene: KCNK12
Product: potassium two pore domain channel subfamily K member 12
Exons: 2
Coding region: 1-1248 (415 amino acids)
Biological process (GO): potassium ion transmembrane transport; stabilization of membrane potential
Cellular component (GO): membrane
Molecular function (GO): potassium ion leak channel activity
Source: RefSeq, a predicted model, not a curated record